GUCGAGAUUCGAACCUUAGGCUUAGAUUUCGCUUAAUUCUGAUUUCUUGUUGCGAUUUUAGGUUCUUGGUGUUUGAAUGUUUCAUAAACCCUGGUUCAGUAUAAGUUAUUGUAUGUUGAUACUGUUAUAUGCCUGAGAAUAUUUCCUCAAGUGUGUGUUUCAAAUUCAUUCUUACUGAACAUGUUUGAGUUUUAAAAUGUUCAAGAAUGUUUUGUUAAUGUUGGAUAGUCUCUGUUUUCCAUGACAUCUUGUUUGUAUGAAGUUGACUAAAGUUUCUUGCUCAUUUUGGAUGGGAUAAUUGGGUUGUAUCUCUGGUUCAGCUUAAUUGGGUUUGGUUAAUAGUGGGUGAUUAAUUUUGAUGAUAUCAUGAUUUGUAAAAUUGGCUAAUGUUGGACGGCAACACAACAAACAUAAUCAUCUAAAUCUUAUGAGAGAUUCUGCGCAUCAUAUGAUAUGAUUGGACUAUCAGUUAUUAUUUUAUCCUAUUUGUGAUCACACGCAUUCUCUUGGACAUCAACAUCUGCACCAAUGGAUUUUUUUCAUUACAACCAGCUGUGACUAAUGAACAAGUGCUAAAAUGUAUAGGGACUUUUUUAAUGUGAACAUUCAUAUUUCAUCAGUUAACAACCCUGUUGGUAAUUUGGUAUACUUGUUUUUUCAACAUAUGACCUCUAUGUAACUUAUGUCUUGUACAUAAACUACUGCAAAAACAAUUGUCUCUAGCAUGAGGAUAGAAAACCAGUAGGAUAUGUACAAAUACUAACGUCUACCUAGUUCAACUUAAUUGGGUUGUAUCUCUAGUUCUUUUUGGGUCUUCAUGCUUGUCCAUUUUCAAUACAAUAAGACUACAGUUUACCUUUCGCCUGCUGACCCUAUCCUUCUUCCAUACCAUACUCACCGCGAGUCCAUUGUGCUUACGAACGAGUGGAGCGUCUUCAAUGCGAGUUGUGCGUGGAAUGUCGCCUAAACAGUUUCAUAGUGGCGUUUGUUGUUUUCGAGUUCCCCUGCCUUCAGAAAGUAUACUCCUAAUGGUACCUUAGUACGCCAUAGGCGUCUGAAGGGGGAGUGUAGUGAAGGCACUCUCUUGGAAGAAGCCCGCCAGCUUACUAUACUAAGGGAGUAGUUAGGUGGGUUCUUUUCAGGUAAAGUUGAUUCUUUGGCUUGUCUUUUUAAGGAUAUCUGGAGAGUGACUGCUAAUGGAGCCAAAUCCUAGAUUUUCAAAGGCCUUUCGUGAUAUGAAAGCUAUUGGAAUUACAGAAGAUAAAGUGCAGCUGGUGUUAAAAAAGCUUCUAAAGUUGUAUGACAAAAAAUGGAAGUUCAUUGAAGAGGAGAACUAUAGAGUUCCCGCAGAUGCAAUAGUCGAUAGGGAUGAUACUCAGGAAUGUGAGAAAAAGCCAAAUGGUGGCGAUGAUGUUGAGAAUUUUGAUGAAGAAUCUGAGAUGCAUGUUGUGCCCCAGAGCUUAAAAAGGUUACGCUUAAGAGGCCGUGAAGGGCAAAUGUCCUCUCCCUCUAAAAUGGAACAAGAUGCCACUUCCCCUGCUACUUUGAUGGUAGACCGUAGAGUAGAUUUGUCUCCUCCUCGUGGUACUACCCCUUGAUGCAGGAAGGCCAUUAAUUUUACGUUUUCAUAAGCUAGUUUAUUAUUUAGUCUAUUUUAACUAAGUUCUAUUAGUUUUCAUACUACGGCUAUUGUCGGAAUUUCCAAAUAUGUUGGAAUUUCAAAUUUAGUAUUAGUUAUUUGUUUUAUGAGUCUUUUAUUAGGCUAUUUUCCUAAGUCAAAUCAUAGUUAUAAUUGGAGUCAUAUUAGUUUGCUUUUAGAAAUCCUAGUUUUGUUUGAAGGAAGUUACUUAUGUAAUUAGGAUUACUAGGAGACUAUAUAUAUGGAUGCAAGUCAAGAACAAAUGAUAAUGAGAGUUUUUAUACAAAUUUGUUAUAGGAGAGAAUCCUUAGACACGCUCGGUGAGAGGCUGAGAAGGGAAGGUGAGUUUAUCCAACCCUACCUAAGAGAUUCAGGGUCGCUUUUGUUUGAUUCAAAAAAUACAAGAAUUU
This is a messenger RNA of Tripterygium wilfordii, 2049 nucleotides long. Its product is annotated as probable inactive histone-lysine N-methyltransferase SUVR1. The transcript has 4 exons. Bases 1197 to 1598 code for a protein of 133 amino acids. NCBI's taxonomy places the organism in Eukaryota, Viridiplantae, Streptophyta, Magnoliopsida, Celastrales, Celastraceae. The record is from RefSeq and is a predicted model, not a curated record.